AUGCAUUUUCAAUCUGUGAUGGUACUCGCUACUGUUGGCCUAGCCACAGUAGCACUUAGUCACCCUGGCCAUGAGGAGGAACGUCGCGACAUAGGCGUUCAGCAAUUCAAAUCUCGGGUUCGUCGAGACUUGGCCAAUUGCGCAGAGAAGCGCGAGGCCUCUGGUCUUAAUGCCCGCGCCGAAGCUCGGCGCAAAGCUACUCUCGAAAAGUAUCGCCGCCAGCUCAAGUCCAAGAGGGACACCACCACAAUUCUAGACACCUCUCAUUUGUAUACUGGAACGGAUAUAACCGUCGACAGUGAUGAGACUACUGUAUUCUCCGACAGUGGUACCUGUGUGCUCAACCCCGAGGGAGAAGUUGGCCCCUUCUAUGUUCCGGGUGAGUUGAUCCGUGAGAAUGUGCGUGAUGACGAAGAGGGAGUGCCCAUUGUCCUGGAGGCUCAGUUCUUGGACGUCAGCACCUGUGAGCCUAUCGAAGGAGCUUACUGGGAUAUCUGGAACUGCAACUCGACUGGAGUCUACUCCGGUGUAGUUUCCAGUGGCAACGGUAACACCGCAGACACCGGCAAUCUGGACAAGAUCUUCCUUCGUGGUCUCCAGGAGACCGACUCAGAUGGUGUUGCCACCUUCGAAUCCAUCUUCCCCGGUCACUAUUCCGGUCGUACCAAUCACCACCACGUGGUCCUGCAUCUGGAUGCUACCGUGCUCGCCAAUGGCACAUUGAGUGGUGGUACAGUCCCCCAUAUUGGCCAGUUGUUCUGGGAUCAGAGCCUUGUCUCGAUCGUCGAGGCCACUUCCCCGUACAGCACCAAUACUAUUGAACUGACCACCAAUGAGGAAGACCGGGUGUUUGCCGUCGAGACUGAGGAUAGCACCUCCGACCCUGUUUUCGAGUAUGUGUAUAUUGGUGAUGAUGUCUCUGACGGAAUCUUUGGCUGGAUUACCAUUGCCGUUGAUACCACGGCCGAGUAUACUCCUACCUAUAGCUUUGAGUACACUUCCUCUGGUGGGGAGGCUGUCAGCAGCUCCUCAAGCUCUGGAUCGGGCUCUGGUUCCAGCUCGGGUUCUGGUUCUGGUUCUAGCUCUGGUGGUUCUGGUAACUCUGGCGGCUCCAGCGGUGCUGGUGGCUCUGGUGGCACUGGCGGUCACUGA
This is a messenger RNA of Penicillium odoratum, 1152 nucleotides long. RefSeq names its product intradiol ring-cleavage dioxygenase. Gene Ontology annotation, molecular function: oxidoreductase activity, acting on single donors with incorporation of molecular oxygen, incorporation of two atoms of oxygen; ferric iron binding. The coding region runs from base 1 to 1152 and encodes 383 amino acids. The transcript has 2 exons. NCBI's taxonomy places the organism in Eukaryota, Fungi, Ascomycota, Eurotiomycetes, Eurotiales, Aspergillaceae. The record is from RefSeq and is a predicted model, not a curated record.